CAUCUCCUCUUUCUUCUCAGACGAGAGGCCGAAGGAUUAGAACACCCAAAAUACAGUGUGUUUCAUCACCAGCCACAAGCAUGAGCGAGAAAAAGAGUAACCCAUUGCUGGCUCGUAUGUCAUAUAUAUUAUUAUUCAUUGGUAUCCCUUCUUCUACCGAGCUCCAUUCGUUAUUUCCCGAACGGUGAGAAGAGCAGAAGCCCUUGUCUCGAUAUCAUAAUUUUGCAGCAGCUCCCAGUUUUCUCUUUUCUCCGCGCUCUCGCCUCUCUCCGGUCCCAAUCUCUCUUCUCUCUCUCUCUGUCGCCUCUCCCGUCUCCGCUCUCUCCCCUCUCUCUUGCUCGCCUUCCGUCACUGGGAGGAAGGGGUCCUUUUUCUCUCUCGCGCCAUUCCCAGCUUCUUCCGCUCCGUCGCCGCACGCUAUCCAAGGUGAAGAAGAGGGAGAGGGGGCAGUAAUUUAGAUUUAAGUUCAAAUAAUUGAUAGGGAAAUGGCCGGUACUAUAGUUGAGGACUAUGGGACGGGUGGUAUGCCUUCAUCAACAGAAGGGAUGUCCAGUGAGCAGCGUUACCAGUCUGGGGAUUCUCUUGCAGAAUGGCGGUCUUGCGAGCAGGUCGAGAAUGGAACACCUUCGACUUCACUCCUGUACUGGGAUACCGAUGACGAGGAUGACUAUGGACCGAAGCCUUCCGAGUUGUAUGGAAGAUUUACUUGGAAGAUAGAAAAUUUUUCAACAAUCAACAAAAGAGAAUUGCGAAGUAAUGCAUUUGAAGUUGGUGGUUACAAAUGGUACAUCUUGAUCUAUCCACAGGGAUGUGAUGUCUGCAAUCAUCUAUCGCUGUUUCUUUGUGUCGCCAAUCACGACAAACUUCUGCCAGGAUGGAGUCAUUUUGCGCAGUUUACGAUAGCUGUAGUGAAUAAGGAUCCCAAGAAAUCUAAAUACUCUGAUACAUUGCAUCGAUUCUGGAAGAAGGAGCACGACUGGGGAUGGAAAAAAUUUAUGGAGUUGUCAAAAGUGUAUGAUGGCUUUAUUGUCGCUGACACUCUUGUUAUCAAAGCUCAAGUUCAAGUUAUUAGAGAGAAAGCACACCGCCCGUUUCGUUGCCUAGAUUGCCAAUACCGGAGAGAACUGGUUCGGGUAUAUUUGUCAAAUGUAGAGCAAAUUUGCCGACGUUUUGUUGAAGAGAGGAGAGGCAAGCUCAGCAAGUUGAUUGAUGAUAAAGUGAGGUGGUCAAGUUUUCGUGCUUUUUGGUUAGGAAUUGACCCAAAUGCUAGGCGACGCAUGUCAAGAGACAAAACAGAUGCCAUAUUGAAAGUAGUAGUUAAGCAUUUUUUCAUAGAGAAGGAAGUCACAUCUACCUUAGUUAUGGAUUCUCUCUACAGUGGGCUGAAGGCUCUUGAAUGCCAGAGCAAGAACAAGAAAGGGAGAGCACAACUGCUAGAUUUGGAGGAGUUACCAGCUCCAAUGGUCCGCAUUGAUAAAGAUAUGUUUGUGCUGGCUGAUGAUGUGUUAGUAUUGCUUGAAAGAGCAGUCUCAGAGCCCUUUCCUCAUCAGCCUUUGCCUCCUAAAGAUGACAAGUGUACACAGAACCGUACAAAGAACCGUACAAAGGAUGGAAGUUCUGGAGAAGAAUUUAAUAAAGAUUCCAUUGAGCGAGAUGAAUGGCGGCUUAGUGAGCUGGGACACAGGAUGGUGGAAAUUUUUGUUCUAGCACAUAUCUUCAGCAGUAGAAUUGAAGUUGCCUACCAGGAGGCUGUUGCUUUGAAGAGACAGGAGGAGCUCAUUCGUGAGGAGGAAGCAGCUGGCCAAGCUGAAAAUGAGCUUAGGGGCAAAGCGUGGUGCUGCUGAGAAGGACAAGCGUUGCAAAGAAAAAACAGGUCCCC
Molecule: messenger RNA, 1879 nt
Organism: Phoenix dactylifera (date palm)
Lineage: Eukaryota; Viridiplantae; Streptophyta; Magnoliopsida; Arecales; Arecaceae
Source: RefSeq, a predicted model, not a curated record